Molecule: messenger RNA, 1725 nt
Organism: Pipistrellus nathusii (Nathusius's pipistrelle)
Lineage: Eukaryota; Metazoa; Chordata; Mammalia; Chiroptera; Vespertilionidae
Source: the annotation of a GenBank genome assembly
AUGGAGUCCCAGUGCGACUACUCGAUGUACUUCCCGGCCGUGCCGCUGCCGCCGCGCGCGGAGCUGGCGGGGGACCCGGGCCGCUACCGGGCGCUGCCCCGGCGCAACCAUCUCUACCUGGGGGAGACCGUCCGCUUCCUGCUGGUGCUGCGCUGCCGCGGGGGCGCGGGCUCCGGCGCCGGCGGGGGCCCGGGCUUGGGCUCCCGAGGGGCCUGGGCAGAACUGGCCACCGCCCUGGCAGCCCUGGCCUCGGUCAGCGCCGGGGGCGGCCCCGGCGACCAGGAUCCCGAACCCCCCGGGGGCGGGGAUCCGGGCGGUGGGGGUUUGUUUCGAGGCUGCAGCCCCCUUCUCACCCACGGCCCGGGCCCGGCUACCUCAGGGGGAGUGACCACGCUGCCUGUGGAAGAGCCAAUUGUGUCCACAGAUGAGGUCAUCUUCCCACUCACUGUUUCACUGGAUAGACUGCCCCCAGGGACACCUAAGGCCAAGAUUGUAGUAACUGUGUGGAAGCGGGAGGUUGAGGCACCAGAGGUCAGAGAUCAAGGCUACCUGCGCUUGCUGCAGACCCGAUUUCCUGGGGAGACCUUCCGGGGAGAGCAGAGUGCUUUCAAGGCCCAAGUGAGUACCCUGCUGACUCUGCUGCCCCCUCCAGUUCUGAAAUGCCGCCAGUUCACUGUGGCUGGAAAACACUUGACUGUUCUCAAGGUGCUGAACAGCUCUUCCCAAGAGGAAAUUUCCAUCUGGGAUAUACGUAUUCUCCCAAACUUCAAUGCCAGUUAUCUACCUGUCAUGCCCGAUGGCUCUGUGCUGCUGGUGGACAAUGUCUGUCACCAAUCUGGGGAGGUCUCCAUGGGCUCCUUCUGUCGGCUUCCUGGUACCUCUGGCUGCUUCCCCUGCCCACUCAGUGCCCUAGAGGAACACAACUUCCUGUUUCAGCUGAGGGUGGGUGAGCAGCCACCUCCAGGGGCCAAGGAGGGCCUGGAAGUCCCCUUGAUUGCCGUGGUUCAGUGGUCCACCCCAAAGCUGCCCUUCACCCAGAGCAUCUACACCCACUACCGCCUGCCCAGCAUUCGCCUGGACCGCCCAUGCUUUGUGAUGACUGCUUCCUGUGAGUCCCCAGUUCGGACCUACGAGCGUUUCACUGUCACUUACACGCUGCUCAACAAUCUCCAGGACUUCCUUGCUGUGAGGCUCGUGUGGACCCCGGAGAACGCACAGGCUGGAAAGCAGCUGUGUGAGGAGGACCGUCGGGCCAUGCAGGCUGCCCUGGACUCCAUUGUCUGCCACACGCCCCUCAACAACCUCGGCUUUUCCCGGAAGGGCAGUGCCCUCACCUUCAGUGUGGCCUUCCAGGCUCUAAGGGCGGGGCUCUUUGAGCUGAGCCAGCACAUGAAACUGAAGCUACAGUUCACUGCUAGUGUGUCCCACCCUCCGCCCGAGGCCCGGCCCCUCUCUCGGAAGAGCAGUCCCAGCAGCCCGGCUGUCCGGGACCUGGUGGAGAGGCACCAGGCUAGCCUGGGCCGCUCUCAGUCCUUCUCCCACCAGCAGCCUUCCCGCAGCCACCUCAUGAGGUCCGGCAGCGUGAUGGAGCGCAGGGCCAUCACACCCCCUGUGGCCUCCCCAGUUGGCCGCCCCCUCUACCUGCCCCCGGAAAAGGCUGUGCUCUCUCUGGACAAGAUUGCCAAGCGCGAGUGCAAAGUGCUGGUGGUGGAGCCUGUAAAGUAG